UGACUCACAACAGCGUGUUGAUAUGAUAAUCUACGAAAACGACGACAGUCACGGUGUGUCAACAGCCUCAGUCACGACGUGUAAACCGAAAUCACUGGACAGCUGUGACGAAGACAGAGUUACCCCACCUGGUGAGAAACCCGCGGUGUGCCGGCAGGAUCAGGAUACGACCGCACGUCUAAUAACAAAGUGUUAUUAUUUCGCGCUCUACCACUGGAUGCAUGUAGUACGCUAACAGGUUCAGCUGCUCAGGUACGACGAUCAAUAGACUCUCAAUACAUUUCCGCUCUGACCUCCUAUCUACAACAGGGUGUAUAGAGUAGCAGGCAUGCCCGGGUGAUCACCGACCAACUCACCCGGUGGACAACACAUUCCUGGACUAUUUGGUUUUUUAAAAAUACGUCACGCAGUUGGUCGUCCGGUCACUGUCGUCUGCUUCUUAGUUUGAAUUGUGUCGUCUGCGUUCAAGGAAAUUCUCGCAGGUCGUAGUGCAUCAUGGGUAAGCUGGGUUUGGAUUGUGCGGGGAAGACGGCCAGAUUUCUACUAAUUCUCUUCAACACGAUAUUCGUUCUGUCAGGAAUAGCUGUCUUGGGUAGUGGAAUAUGGCUGCGUGUCGACCCCAACGUAGUACAGCUCCAGAGACUAGUGGAACUUAACACAGACACCAACUACUUAACAGCCGCAUCUUACGUGUUCAUCGGGUUUGGUGGUGCGGUCCUAUUGGUUGGUGUCUUCGGAUGUUGUGGUGGAAUCCUCAAGAACAAAUGGCUUUUAGGAGUGUACAUCGCGUUGCUAGUUCUGAUUUUCAUCGGUGAGAUAUCGGCAGGUAUCAUAGCAGCUAUUUUCAGAGCAGAGGUUAUGAGCACGGUGAAACGAGACCUGCUGUUUGAGUUGAAGAAGGAAUACCGACCGGGGAGGACGAAGUACACACAGCCCUGGGACUACACUCAAGUCUGGCUCGAGUGUUGUGGUGUCAAUAACUAUACAGAUUACAGACACGUGUUCCCAGCAAACGGCACGAGACAUGUUCCUGAUAGCUGCUGUGUCCUGACAAACCGAGACCCAGAUGAUCCUAUACCCAAGGAUCCUACAAAAUGUCAAGCAGAUGCUAUGAAUUCAGAACUGAUAGGAGUCGACAUUCAACCAUUUGGUUGUAUAGAUGCCAUCACCAACAAAAUCAAGGAAUACAACGGCAUAUUACUUGGGAUUGGAAUAGGCAUCGCCUUUAUACAGGUACUGGGGAUUGUUCUGGCUUGCUGUCUGUGCAGAAAGGUUGAUAAAUACGCUGUAUGAGCCUGGAAAUUCCUCUCCAUUGAUCAAGUCAUUAUUUUCUUUACGUAGUAGUUGUGAAUCUUCGAACUCAUGGACCCCACGAAAUGCCCGUUUACGCAAAACCACGAACAUAUAUAUACACGGAAAUGAAUAAUUUCAUAGUAUGAACUUGACUUCAGUGCAGCAGACGACAUGACCUACUAAUUCAUAACGUGAAUGAGUAAACUAAUAAUUACUGCAUCAUCACAGUAGCUGUAGGAUAUGGUGUGGGUGUGGUAGAAUGCUAAAACAAAAACAAAAACAAAAACAAAAAACAACACCUUUUACCUCCAAAUUGUUAAUUUCCUUGCCAGUCCCAGACCCCAUGCUUAGGUCUAUAAAACUUUAAGAGUCUAGACUUAAGAUUUUAAUACAGUCUGAGACUUUAACUUCAUAACAAUGUCGUUAUAUAAUUUGUAUGCGUGUUUUGAAAAUUUUAAAUUGAAGACUAGAUGUGCAGAAUUGCAAUUCCCUACAUUCUACAAGUAAAAUUCAUCAUGACACAUGCUGGUAAAUGCCAGUAAUACAUGUUUAAACUCCAUGAAUUCAGAACUACCCCCACACCCGCUCUGUAGUGCCUGUUGAUGACAUUGUACGUUAUUUGUAAACUGGUACGUUUUCUGUGUAUAUUACUAGUGAUUUGUGCCCCGUUUCACAAAGCGAUCUUAGCACUAAGAUCACCUUAAGUGCGUAACUAUCUAAUGCACUUAAAGUGAACUUGGUGCUAAUAUCGUUUCGUGGUACGGGGCCCAGGUAUAGUCUGUAUCGCUCCAGAAGCCAUAGGAAGCGAUGAUGACCCAUAUUUCGUCUGAUAUGUUUUUGAUUUUUUAAACAACAACAACAACAACAACAAAAUACAGGGCUCGCCAUGUCCAUUGCCAAAUUAGUCAAUUGCUAUUUUAUUACGAAAUGGCUACAACAUUUGGCUAUCUUAAAUUAACGACAUUUGAAUAAUUUUCACCGAAAUAUACUACUUAUCUGAAAUUGGCUAGACCAAAAUUCAUUCCAGUGUGAGCUUUGAAACUAAUUGUACUGUGUUGUUAACCCUGCUCGAAAUACCACAUCGCCAUACACUCGCAUCGAAACAUGAAUUUCUGCUUUCAAAAUGCCCCCAGAAUACAACAAAAAGCUACUAUUUUUAGACGUUAACUCACACUAUCCAGUGGUAGAUUCAAAAUAGUCCUUACCAAUAAUUUUGGUCUUCCUACGAGUUUAAAACGUCUGUCAAAAUAAUUAUUUCGUAAAAAAAAAAAUGAAAACUCGAAAAAUAGGUAUGACUGGACUCGUGAACUGGUUAUAAGAAAAUUGGUAUUUUUGUAACGGCACAAGAGUCUACACAAGACUUCAGUCUUUGACUGCAUCCUUGACUGCAUUCUCUGGGAUCCCAGCGAAUAAUUGCACGAGACGUUUCUGUAUAGAAUUCACCCAAACAAAUGUUCAGACAAGUGUUUGGAUCAGCUGAGAAGUCUGUUAUAUGUUACACAUGUAGUAUAGUUUAUAUUUAUGUUUUAUAUGCGAUUAAUGUGAAAUCCGCAAGCUGUUAAAAUUGUUAUAUGAUUAUUGAUAGUUGCUUACUGAACAAGUUGCUGAUAUUCAGUAUCAUGUAUUAUUUACAAAUUGCUCAAGUGCAUAGUAAUUGUUAGAGAUUUAAUAGACUGGUAAAAAUAAAAGUAAUAUUAAUAAAUGAAAUAUAUAACUGGAUUUGUGAAAGAUAUCAAAACAUAUGUAACAUCACCCAGAUAGAAUACGUUAUAUUAAAAUGUUUUUACUAUAGUCCUUCCCUCAUGGAAUGCCUUGUUUAUACUAUGGAAUUUACUACACGUUAUUUAGCUCUAAGCCGAUUGAUUUCUAAAUUACACAAGAAUAGUAUGUUUUUUGUUAUUUCCAAAACGCCUUGACCUUUCUUCUUACGUCAGACCAAACUCGAAUUAUGUACAAAAACCAAUUCUGUAGGAGGAUGGGACGGACUGUAGUAUGCUGUUGAUGUUGAAUCCAAUAUGUCUCUAACACGCAGCAUCCAUUAACUUUAAAAAUAGCUUCAGAUAUUUAAUAUCCCUGAUUAAUUCUUGAAAUAAACCCCGAACAACAAUACUUGCAACAAGAUGUUCCAGAAAAUUCUUCAUCAUCGUAUUUUUAAAACUGUGUUAACUGUGCUGUUUAAACAUGCGUAAUGAAAUAGUUAUUUGUCUUGACGAAUUCCAUUACUUUGUUAGCUUUAUCUGUGAUCUGUAAUGAAAUAUGUGUAUGACAUUUUAAAUAUGUAUUGAAUUAAAAUAUGUUUUGCA
Molecule: messenger RNA, 3596 nt
Organism: Gigantopelta aegis
Lineage: Eukaryota; Metazoa; Mollusca; Gastropoda; Neomphalida; Peltospiridae
Product: tetraspanin-7-like
Exons: 9
Coding region: 496-1293 (265 amino acids)
Cellular component (GO): membrane
Source: RefSeq, a predicted model, not a curated record